Molecule: messenger RNA, 492 nt
Organism: Nymphalis io (European peacock)
Lineage: Eukaryota; Metazoa; Arthropoda; Insecta; Lepidoptera; Nymphalidae
Product: immediate early response 3-interacting protein 1
Exons: 3
Coding region: 123-368 (81 amino acids)
Biological process (GO): endoplasmic reticulum to Golgi vesicle-mediated transport
Cellular component (GO): endoplasmic reticulum membrane; COPII-coated ER to Golgi transport vesicle; Golgi membrane
Source: RefSeq, a predicted model, not a curated record
GACAAAAGACAACUUACAGAAAUGUCGUGUACUGUCGUGACUGUCAAAAAUCAAAACAAUUGUCUCUUCUUAUUUACAUGUUAGUUUGAUAGUUAAAUGAUCAAUUAAUUGUAAUCUAAAAAAUGCUGACGUUGUGGAACCUAUUUGAAGCUUCUUUACUGUGCUUAAAUGCUGUCUGCGUUCUCCAUGAGGAAAGAUUUAUGCAAAAAAUGGGAUGGGGUGCUAAUAACAGAAAUCAAGGCUUCGAAGACCAGUCUUCAAUGAAAUACCAAGUUUUAAAUUUAGUAAGGUCAAUACGGACAGUAACGAGAAUUCCACUCAUCAUAUUGAAUAUUUUAACAAUAAUUUUUAAAUUAUUACUGGGGUAACAGAUUUUUAAAAAAAUAUAAUAUGAUAAAGUGCAAGAUACCAUGUGGAAGAAAUUUAUACCUACAUUUAUUUUGUUUAUAAUAAUAACUUAAUAUAUAAAAACCAACUUGUAUAUUUAUUUUA